AUGGGACAUCCCUCAUCGUCGCUGGUUCCUCAUCCAAUUAUAAGACAAUUGAGCGGCUGGCAGCCGCGCGACGACAAUCGACUUCUGGUCGGCUCAUUGGCAGCUUUGAACUGAGCUUUUGUCUGCUUCUGUACUUUAGUUUUUUUAUUUGACCUUUUCUUAUUCUUUGGAUAGGAAAAUAAGAUUAAUAGAGCUUAUUUUGCGCUAAAAUAUGCAACUCUUUUUUUCUAUUUCCGAUCAGUAUUUUGAAAAUUUCGAGUGUGAAAAAACUGAGAAAAAACAAAACAUUUUCAAAAAUCCUUAAACAUUCCCGGAAGAGUUGUCACGGAAGUUUUUGGAGUCUCUUCGCGUUAAAAACAGGUAGAAACUGGAAAAAUCCAGUAGGAUUGAGAAUCCGUUUUUUUGAAACCUUACAGUGUCCUUCAUUAUUGCCCGGAAUCUCACAGGGCUUUUUUCAGUAUAUUUAUGACAAUCGGAUCAAGAUUUGAUUUCAUUUUCUUGAUUUUCAAUUUCUUUUUUCAUUGUGAAAAUGACUGGGAAAAAGUUCAAAAACGGCUGGUUUGGAUGCGAAAACCCUUAACCACUUUUAAUGCCAUUCUCGAACUUAUGAGUUUUAUGAUUACUGAUUUGGUUAUCAUUUCCGCAUUAUUUAAAUAAAUCUCGACAAGCGAGCACUUAUCCGUAGGGCAGCUUCGCCCGUGGAACGUUACACUUGUUGUCAUCUCGUUAACGCCAUGUUUGCGAUUGUGUUGAUGUGUCGUGGGUCCAACAACUCGCGCAUAUCGCAUAUCCAAAAGCUCCCCCGCUCUGAGCUCCAAUACGCGCUCUCGAAGCCAGACGACCACUCCACCUUGCAACAUUUCUCUACGCCCUUUUUCGUGUGUCUUUUAUUCUUUUUUUUUCGAAUUUCAUUCAGAAAAUUCAUCCAGAACCAUUUUUUGUUUCUAUCUUUUUAUUGAAUCCAUUCUUCGUUGGCUGAAAAGCCAGCUCUGGGAAUUUCGAAAGCGGUUUCCAAUAAACACAAAGACAUUUAUCUUUCGAAUUGUAGUUUUUCCUCUUUUUCUGAAAACAAGACCAAAAUGGAAAAAGAAAAGUUGCAGGGAAAACAUUGGAAAUUGCUUACUAUUUUUCACUUUGUUACGAUUUAUUCUUUCGAGCGUUCGUUUCUCUCAAUGAACUCCGCUUAGAGCGGCAAUCAUUGAUGAAUGAGUUUUACAGCGAUUGACCGACAUGCGGAUCUUGCUGCUUCUGCUCGCGAUCAGCCGAUUUGCCGCAGCCGACGAAACAAGCGUCUUAGCUAGUCAAGUACGUUUCCAGGGUCUGUAUAUGAUAAAAAUGCUCGAGAAGUAUCAAUAGAUCAUCAAUAUUGUUUGUGGUUUUUCUGGUAAAAUAUUUGAGCCCCCUUGAACAAAAAUUUUUCAAAAAAAGUGUUUUUUUCAGGUCAGUGAUUUCCAGAUAAAAAAAGAAAUCUAAAAAAAGUUAACUUCCUUACGCCAAAAAAAUAAUCUGACUUUGGAUUAUAAAAGGAAAAUUAUCAUUUUUUUCCAAUCUUUAAUGUUUCCCAGUUGAAGAGAUCAUCACAGUCUCUUUAGUCGAGUUUUUGAAAAAUUUGAGAGAAUGUGAAAAAAAUUUUUAGAAGGCCGGAUUUUUAUACAAAAAAAUUGAGUGGUUAUAGCUCAAAAAAAUUUUUCUAAAAAAACUGAACGAAGAAUUUUUUUCUGAAAAAAAUUCUUUUUGUUUUUUUCCUGUUAAGUACGUUUCCGGAAGGUUACGAGGAGCCACACGGCGCCAGGAAAUGUGCACCUGUCUUGGCGGGAUAAGCCUAAUAGAGUGCCCUCGAUCAUCAUAAGAACACGCUUGAGCGAACUGACACAUUGUCAAGAAUUAUGGCCUCUGAGAGCUUCUAUUUGCGGAUCUUCUGAGGUUAAGCUGUGCCAGGAGAUCUGAAGGUGACAAUCAAAAAUUUCGUUCGAAUAUUGCUCUGUUCUGUUUUUUUUUUCAUUCAUUCAGAAGAUAUUAAAUUAAAGUUUGAGAGGACUUUUUUUUGUGAAACUUGAAAAUAAUUCUCGCGAAAUCACCAACUACUCUAAAUUAUUCAAAAAAAGUUCUCUUCAGAGAAAAAUUCGACAAGUUUGACCAUUCUAGUCAGCUGAGCGAAUCAGAAUGUACUUUAGUCCAGUUUUUGAAUUGGAAUCAACAAUAAAUAUUUGAAAUGCACUCUUUUAUUGUAAAUUGCCGGUUGCCAAAAGGUGUGAAUUGACGUGUGAUUUUGAAUGACAGCAGCAUCCAUCCUUUAAUGGACCCAUCGUCAGAGAGUUUUUGGCGUUUGAAGUGCGGAGAGAAAAUCGCUCUCAAAGGUUGCUUUUGCAUUUUCCCAGCAAAGCGGCAGGCCGCCGCCUUUCAUGAAUCCCCCGACGCCGGCCACGAGCUCCAAUCAAAACGCCAUGAUUCAAUUGACCAAUUUCUUAAGGCCUCUAAAAGUGAAAAUAACUUGGGAAUUUCGAUAACCUGCUGAGCAGAAAAAAAUUUUACAAAUAAAAAGUUUUCAUAAAAAUGAAAAUUUUCAUUUUUUCAAGUUCAAAAAAGAAAUUAAAUUAAUAAAGCUCUUGCUGAAAAACUUUGCAAUAUAAGUAUAUUUUUUUGGUUACUACAAAAAACUGUUUUUUUAAAGCUUCAGUACUUCUUGAAAUAAUAAUCCUUGCUGAAAGAGCAAAAGCUGUUGGAAUUUGAGCAUUUGGAGUCCAUUGGAAGCAUUUCUCCUGGACCUUUGUUUGUUUUGAACAAAGCAUUUUCUGCCAAUAUCGAAUCAUCCAAAAGGGAAAAGAUGCUCUCGUUCACACCUUUGAUCGAACCGCCGGAAAAUCGAAUCAACUCGCGUUUUCAGUGCAACUACGCCGGGCUCGUUAAGUGCUUCAUCAACAUCCUGGAUGAAUGGGCUUGGACCCUGUAUGAGCUGAAAGACAACGUAGUGACUAUCCAGCCGGAGCAAUGCGACCAACUCAGAGAACUCGAAAAGUGCAUAAAGGUCAGUUCAAGUUCAUUUUCAGAUCAUUUCUCUUUAUGAUUAUAAGAUUGAAAAUUAACAUUUAUUCGAACUGACAGAUAAUGUAAUUUGCCAAUAACAGGCUUUUUGCAAAAAAACUCUCUAUUGAGAGUCCGACAAUUCGAUUUGAACGUGAGCCCUGUCAUUACUCGGAAGGCAAAAACAAACCAUCGGUCUAUCAUUAGCUGCCGCGUAACGAUCUGAUUAGUGGCAUGUGCCCAGGGAAAUUUGGGGUUCUUCUGAAGCCGAAUGAAGCCAGUUGCAAUUUUAGAACUUAGUGUAAAAAAAAUUGUUUGGGUUUUUUUUCAAAAAAAUGAAAUUCAUUCAAGAAAACUAUUUGAAAAAAGUUUGCUAAAAGGAACUGCUAGAAAAUGUUUGAAAGACAUUUAUUAAUCUCGAAUCCCAAAGGUAUAACUCAUCAUUUUUUCACUAUGUCUUGAAAACUUCCGGCUUUUUAUGGUUCCAAGUAUUCAGGUAGCUUUGAUAGCUUUUUUUUGAGACUUUCAGAAAUAAUCCUUCAAAGUAAUCUCACUUAGAAUAUGUCGGCAUCCUUUUCAAAACUGAAAAAAUGCUUUAAAGCUCGAUAUAAAACAUCUUCUGCGGCGCCUUCAAAAGCUACUUAGAAUGCAUGGAUGACCGGAAUCUCAGUAAUUUUCCACGUUUUGCGUACAGUUCAUCGGAAGACGAAUCAGAGCCGCCCAGAAGCUCAUUUGCAUACAAAAGGCGGCAGGCAAUCGGCUUUGGCCUCGGCGCAAAACAAUACAGUCUGUGAAUUUCCCAUAAGCUAGCCUCAUUAUGGUCGGCUGCUCACAGAUCUUGACGAUUCGAGGGAAAAUGCUUGUGUCCCACGGGGUUUAGUCAUGAACCAUUGGAAAUAAAUUGGCUUGGCGUCGAGUUCAAGUGUCGAUCUGUCUUUUGUGUCCUUGGGUCACUCGUCCGAUCUUAGUACCUUAGUCAAGUCUGAGAGCCCCCACCGGCUGUCACCAUUGUCCUGUGCCCAAAACAAGUUAUUUUCACUUGAGCAAGAAGAAAAGCAAAAACAAGCCCAUCUUUUAAUGAAGCUGAGAAAGGCUUCUUAGACGCCGAUUGGAUUUCGUAAUAAUUCAAAAUGUGCAUAACUUCGAUCAAAAGAAAAACCAAAUUCAUUUUUUUCUCGCACAGAAUUUCGAAGCAAAGACUAUGUUUGUUUGUUUGAAAAAAAAAACUGAAGAGAAGCUCAUCGAUUUGCAAAGUUUUUGCACCCGGCAGCUGUGUGUCGCGUAUUCAUGCAAGCUCUCGACCCGACGUGCUUUAAAAGGGAAGGCGCCGUUUCUCACGAGUUAUUUUGGCCAGCAAUUUGGACCUUCUCGGCAAGUUGCAAGGAAAAAGACUUGUCGUCCUCAGGCCAAUUAUGCAAAUUCUUCAUAAACACUUUUGGCGGAGGCGUGCAUAGAGAUGUGCUAGGCGUCGACGAUGAACUCCAUUGGCUGGCUAUAGUUGUUAGCGGAAGGCGCGACUGACCAGCUUUUUGAAAUAUUCAACCAAAAAUUCAACGAGGGCAAUUAGGGGAAGGUAAACAAACUUUUUUGUGAACCUCUCAAUUUUACUACUUGAGGGUGGAAAUGAGUUGCUCAGGGCUCAGACUUCAAGUUCAGAGCGCAAAGGCACAUAAACUUUUGGAAAAGUUGUUUGAAAAUUGUCAUAGCGUCUCCAAACCGUUUGUUUACGUUAUUAAGGGCUUCUUCAUCCGAAUAUUUUGCUUCUUGAUUGAUUUCCAUUGGGUCAAACGACUGUUGAAUCUUGAAAAGGUCAAACUAUCAGAGUUUGCAGUUUACAAGAGAAGAGGAAGUGUUGUAAAAAAUAUUAAUUUUAUUUUUUUAUGGAUCAAUUUGUAAAUUCAAUCUUCAUGAUAACUUAAUGAUAGGGUUUUGCCCGGUAUUUUUUGGAAAUGUUCUCAACUUAGGUUGGAAAAAAUUUCAAUGGAUUUGACUUGAAGUACAAAAUCUGUUAUUUGAUUCCUUUUUUUCGACUAAACAUUAUCAACAUACCUCAACUGACAAUAUAAAAAAAAGAGAAUUGUUUAGUUUUUCAAUUUUUUAGUCUGUAAAAUCUCCUAAAAAUAGCCUCUGUAAGUUGGAGUCGCCUAUCGAAAAGCUCUGCACGGAUCUCGGAGGCAAUUGAAUUAUCCUGGUUUGCGAAUGAUAGGAACGUCUGUUCUGCCGCCGACGUCCUCAGGGGAAAUGUCAUAUUGGCACAUUAGCCGAGUUGGAUGGACAUCGGGGCUUGCCGAGAAAGUACACAUGUGGGGAGUGAGAAACGUCCAUUUCCGUCGCAUCAACUGAAAUCAGAAUUAUAAUUUCAGUCCAUCUGGCAGUUUCCGUUUCUUAGGAUUUGUUGAGAAAACAUUGAGGAACCGCACCCGUUCAACGAGACACUUGGGCAUAUGGCGAGAAAUUGCUCCUACCAAAGAUUUCGAACAAGCUUGGCACGCAAUCUUAGCCCACCUAUUGACACCCAAUGAAUUGGUUUCCCAGGCGGAAUUGCUAGGCGUUUAAUGCAUAGGGACGUUAGUCGCAAAACUUGCAAGCUUAACAUUUCAGACAAGAAAAAUGGUCAAGGAAUGUACGUCUGAAGGGAUUUUGCUUUGUUAACUUCUUUUCAGAUUUUUUUAGAAAUAUUUCAUUCUUUUUACUUUCAAAAAUCGGAAAAGUAUGUGAAGUUCAAGAAAGUGCAAAUAAAUUUAGUAAGGUUAAACUUAAAUGAAAAACGUGUGAGUACAUUUUCAAAGCUCAUGAAAUUUCAAUACUUGAAAAAAAUAGGUGAAAAGAAGCUGGAGGAGAACUAAAAGAGAGAUCCUGAAAAAAAAAGAAAUUCAUUGUUUUCCGGGAAUUGGCUUUCAAAAAUAAAAACUAAAAAUUUUCAGGACGAGCUACCGGAACAGCAUAAAUGUACGCACAGCGAAAUCGUCGAAGUUUCAAACACCGUUUCUGACCUUCUUACUCAUCGCAAGGACUCUGGAUCUUUCCUCAGGGUAUAUAUUCAAAAACUUUGAAUUUUUUUAUCUGAAAAAUCCUUUUCCAGAGCUACUACCUUCUCCAGUACUCAUGCUCCGAAGACGGACAGAAGAUCCUUUCGAAGCACCGAACCUGUCUGAAAACAGUGAGCUCUUCGCAGUUUAACACGACCGUUGACCCAAUUAUACCGAUCAUAAAGCUUGUCAAAUGACGCGAGCCUCAUAAAAGUAUUCCGCCACUUGUCGGCCCCAAUAACUAUUGUAAUCAACAUAUGCGCCACCUCAUCGCACAGCAUAAGUUCUCGAAAAAUCUCUGGGCUUUUUUUAUUGAAGUUUUGAGGGCGAUUCGGUAAAACUAUGGAAAAAUAAUGGAGAAAACUGAUUUGAAGUUAAUUUGACUAUAUUUUGGUAAUGACUGAAUUUUUGUUUGAAAAAAUUUCCAUCAUAUGGUUUUUAAAAGCCGAAACACAAAAUAAGCUAAAAUAACAGUGAAGUCAUUUCAGCCACGUUUAUUUUUUUGUUCCAGAAUCCCAAACUUUUUAAAAAAAUGUAAAAAAAGAAUUGAAAAAAACUCUAUGUCUUGUUUUUUUCUACUCGUUUAGAUUUUUUUCACUGUUCUAAAAAUAAUUCCAAACUUCGAAAAAUAAUUCUGAAUACUGUAAAGUUUUAAUAGUACCCACAGAUUAAGAACACCAGUUGGAUCGAGAAAAAUAGAACUCCAAGGCUUCGAAUUUUUUGAAAUACAUGAAAAACACAUUUUCAGGAAAAAAUCGGAGAGAUGACUUUAUCCGCUGGUACCUACUUAAGCGAGAAGUUUUUGGAGCACGAGGAUUCCAAAGUCUGCGAGAACGUGAGUACCGCUUCGCCAAAACCGAAUUUAAAAACUAUUUGAAGGUCAACACGAAGCUUCAAGAAUACAUCAAAGCAAUGGACGGGAUUUGCAGCAAAAAUGAGGCGGCUCAGUUGAUGUGCCAGUCUUUGAAGGACAUGUUCACGGUUGGUUUUUUUCAGAAAAAUUUUUUUAAUAAAUUUUAUUAAUUUAGGGAAUGCACGCUGAAAAAGUUGGACCAAUGCGUAUUGGAGUGCAAUAUUCCUGAGGAUUCUACCGAAGAAGAGGACAAUACUUUGGUGUGUUUUUCAGAAUGAUUUUUUUUCAAAAUGCAAUUCUUCUACUAUAAAAUCUUCUAUUUUCUCAGUAACAGGAAACUCUUGAUGAUCGUUUGCUUUAUUUUUUUUCAGAGUAUUCGCGAAAUUUCCGGCAUCAACAUUUAUUACCAUCAUUUUUAGUGAAGCUUUUGACUUUUUAGAGCUGAAUAUAAGACCGAGAAAUAAUUUCGAACGACCGAAAGUUAUGUCUUGAUUAUGAAUCAAAAAUUAGUUCACAGACUUUUCUGUCACAAAAUGUGAGAAGUAUUCAGAAAUAAUUUCGUAGUAUGUGCGACCCUCGCAGAAAUUUGUUACUCCUGAAAAAAUUGUCUAGAAGUCGUAGAAAUGAACUUCAAUGUAUCCCCAUAACCAUUAAAGUUUUCAAACUGACUAUUUUAAACAUCGCAUUUAGCAAAAGCCAGCAAUCAGUUCAUCAUAAAUUUAUAAAUUCCUGAAACUCAUAAUUUUGCAUGAGAAGACUGAUGUAAUGGUCAAUAAGACAUAGAAGAAUUUAAUAAACCCAAACUUCUAACUAAAUUUUUGAAAAGAAACAUCUUGCAAAAGUUUCAAAGACUGAUUUGAAGUCAUGUCACCCUGAAAAUUGCAGGCCGACUCAUCGGAUGCCGAGACGGUGCAACAGGCUUCCGAACACGACGCCCUGCGACCCGCCGACGCGGCUGCGUCGUCGCUCUCGACGUGGAAUUUGCCUCUUAUUGCCAUGCUCCUCCCGCUUCUUAGAUAG
Molecule: messenger RNA, 7923 nt
Organism: Caenorhabditis auriculariae
Lineage: Eukaryota; Metazoa; Nematoda; Chromadorea; Rhabditida; Rhabditidae
Source: the annotation of a GenBank genome assembly